CUUCCCCUAAAAUUCUCCAAAAUGGAGCUGCCUCUGCCUCUUACGGCGUAUUCUUUCAAACACUCUUUGCUAAAGCCCCGGAUUUUAAUUGUUUUCCUUUCCAUGCUUUUAUUCACAACCAUGCUGGGCCUACUGCAGCUGAAAUUCUUAAAAGCCAAAGUCAAAGACUUUUAUUCUUUUGAAGUGAAAGAUAUGAAGGGGAGAACCAUUUCCUUGGAGAAGUACAGAGGCAAAGCAUCUCUGGUUGUAAACGUGGCUAGCCGCUGCCAGCACACAGACAAAAAUUACAUCAUGCUACAGGAACUGCACAGAGAGUUUGGGCCCUCUCACUUCACAGUGCUGGCCUUCCCAUGCAAUCAGUUUGGGGAAUCAGAGCCGGGAACAAACCAAGAAAUCAGCGCAUUUGCAAAAACAAAUUAUGGAGUCACUUUCCCCGUUUUCAGCAAAAUAAAGAUUCUUGGAUCAGAAGCAUUGCCAGCAUUUAAAUUUCUGAUAGAGUCUUCCAAGAAAGAGCCUAGGUGGAAUUUUUGGAAGUAUCUCAUCAGUCCUGAAGGUAAAGUUGUGAAAUUCUGGAGACCUGAAGAGCCCAUAGAAAGCAUCAAGCCAGAUGUAGUGGCUCUGAUUAGGCAGAUCAUUGUGAAAAAGAAAGAAGACCUGUGAAGAGCCACCAUGCUGCCUUGCCAUUUCUUUAUCACUACAUCUCCUCAUGGCCUCAGUACUUUGCUGCUCAAUAAUGAUCCAACCUGGAGAACCUGAAGCUUUUCUUGCUAUGAAGUUUCAGUGCCACAUUGGACAGGAAAUUCUUCCUUUCAGGGCCAACUGCAACUUGUCAUGCUGUGCAAGAACUGAGCCCAGGACAUGGCCCAUUCCCCAUAAAAGGGCAUAACUAAGGAAGCAUUUGCACAUUUCAAAAAGAUCAGCCAUCUAGUAUGAACAGCAAUUGUUCAGGGCACUUCCUUGAGUCAGUAGCUGCUAUAUAGAAAACAAAUUCCAGUCACCUGCAUUAGAAGAAAUGCUUUGAGAUUUUUCAGAGUUCUGACCUGUUUUUACUGAGAAUUAUCUGGGCAGCAAGCUUACUGUACUAAGGAAUUCAGAUCCACUUUUGUGGGGUCCCACAGCACAUUCCUGCAGUGUUCCCAAUAGCUUUGUUGAACUUUGGUUGACCUGGGAUAGCUGCAACCCCUGGGAACAACACAGGUAACAUUCUAGGAGACCUGUGUAUUUUUAAGAAACCAUCCCUCCAUUUAGGAAUGUUGGAAUACAGCCUGGCAUUUUGAUACAGGUAUCAAACACUUUUGCAAAUUAGCAAUGGCUCUUCAGAAAUGGCCAGACUGCCAUCAUUUCCAGCAUGCACGAGGUACUGAAGUAUAAGGAAAUAGCAUAUUGUGAUAAUGUUCUGAAUGGCAGUUCACAAUCCAUUAUUUCAGCAAGAGCAAAUAAAGACAAUGGUAAUAGCAAUAAGGUAAUUGGGGACAGGGGCUAAAUCUUCAUUCCUGCGAAAAGUGAGAGACAAGCAAAGGACUACAGAGCACCUUCUACCACACUCAAACAGCAGCAGAGACUUGGGCAGAGUCCUUUCCUUGUGCAUUUCAUCUGCUACACUAAUAGAACCCCACCUGCUAGUUACAUGAUAAAGAGAUGAAGCUGGAAAUUCUAUUUUUUAAGUGGGAAGGAAGAGGCACUUAAGGAAUGAGCUCUACUCAAGCAUCCACUGUGUUACCAAUGGAGAAAGGGUUUAAAGAGUUCUUUGCCCAUGUCCUGUCUUACAAAACAAGGAAGCAGCAGAGGUGCAUAGGGAAGGAGUCCAUGGCAUGAAGACAAUUCUGAGCUCCAGAUCUUGGCGGCCAUAUUGAAGAAGAAGAGUUUGGAUUUAUACUUCCCUUUCUCUCCUACCACAACAGACACCUGAUGAGGUAGGUGGGGCUGAGAGAGUUAUGAAUCAACUGUGACUGGCCCAAGGUCACCCAGCAG
Messenger RNA from Sphaerodactylus townsendi, 1971 nucleotides. It is a transcript of the gene GPX8, whose product is annotated as glutathione peroxidase 8 (putative). Lineage: Eukaryota; Metazoa; Chordata; Lepidosauria; Squamata; Sphaerodactylidae. Gene Ontology annotation, biological process: response to oxidative stress. The transcript has 3 exons. The coding region runs from base 22 to 660 and encodes 212 amino acids. The record is from RefSeq and is a predicted model, not a curated record. Gene Ontology annotation, molecular function: glutathione peroxidase activity.